UAUGAAAACGAAGGAUCGGACAGUCCUUUACGUAUACUUAGAUUGACCUCACCUCUCGUUUUCAUCAAUUGCGAAACCAUCCGAGGGGAGAUCCACAAGCAUGCUGCAGCUGUUAAAAGCGUAUUCGAGACCGGAAUGGAAAGUCGAACGCCGUCGAUGAGAAGUCAGCCACUCACGACACUUCACGAAGGUCCUUCUAGUCGGCCCAGAAACAGUGUUAUCGUUAUCACGCACGACUCCGACCUUUUGCAGGCAAACCCUUCGGAGUCGUCAACGUUCAAGUACAUCGUGCUUGAUUGUUCUGGAGUCGCAUAUGUGGAUCCUGAAGCACUUAGGAUGCUUUCUCAGGUGUAUUCCGAGCUACGCGAUGACAAUAUCAAACUACUAUUUGCUGGUGUUAAUGCGACCGUUCGUGAUUUCUUAGAAAUCAGCAAGUUCUUCGAUUUGGUUCCACGAAGCUAUUUCUUUCCAACCCUUCAGGAAGCACUUGGAUCACUCAGGAGCACGAACUUUCCGUUUCAUAUGAGCGUAUCGAUGAAUGGCUAUCGAGACGUGAUCACGCUGUCGACAGCACCGUCAAAUCUGGACAUAUCCUGCCAUUCUCCCGAGCCCGUAUGA
Molecule: messenger RNA, 618 nt
Organism: Ostertagia ostertagi
Lineage: Eukaryota; Metazoa; Nematoda; Chromadorea; Rhabditida; Trichostrongylidae
Source: the annotation of a GenBank genome assembly